Messenger RNA from Pongo pygmaeus (Bornean orangutan), 9076 nucleotides. It is a transcript of the gene ABCC4, whose product is annotated as ATP binding cassette subfamily C member 4 (PEL blood group). The transcript has 21 exons. The record is from RefSeq and is a predicted model, not a curated record. Gene Ontology annotation, cellular component: plasma membrane. Gene Ontology annotation, molecular function: ATP binding; ATP hydrolysis activity; ABC-type transporter activity. Bases 162 to 2738 code for a protein of 858 amino acids. Gene Ontology annotation, biological process: transmembrane transport. NCBI's taxonomy places the organism in Eukaryota, Metazoa, Chordata, Mammalia, Primates, Hominidae.
GGCGCCUGGCUCCCGGAAGCGGCUGCUUCACAGGCUCCAGCGGAGCAGACAGGCGUGGCGGCCGGAGCCCCAGCAUCCCUGCUCGCGGUCCAGGAGCGGAGCCCGCGGCCACCGCCGCCUGAUCAGCGCGACCCCGGCCCGCGCCCGCCCCGCCCGGCAAGAUGCUGCCCGUGUACCAGGAGGUGAAGCCCAACCCGCUGCAGGACGCGAACCUCUGCUCCCGCGUGUUCUUCUGGUGGCUCAAUCCCUUGUUUAAAAUUGGCCAUAAACGGAGAUUAGAGGAAGAUGAUAUGUAUUCAGUGCUGCCGGAAGACCGCUCACAGCAUCUUGGAGAGGAGUUGCAAGGGUUCUGGGAUAAAGAAGUUUUAAGAGCUGAGAAUGACGCACAGAAGCCUUCUUUAACAAGAGCAAUCAUAAAGUGUUACUGGAAAUCUUAUUUAGUUUUGGGAAUUUUUACGUUAAUUGAGGAAAGUGCCAAAGUAAUCCAGCCCAUAUUUUUGGGAAAAAUUAUUAAUUAUUUUGAAAAUUAUGAUCCCAUGGACUCUGUGGCUUUGAACGCAGCAUACGCCUAUGCCACGGUGCUAACUUUUUGCACGCUCAUUUUGGCUAUACUGCAUCACUUAUAUUUUUAUCAUGUUCAGUGUGCUGGGAUGAGGUUACGAGUAGCCAUGUGCCAUAUGAUUUAUCGGAAGGCACUUCGUCUUAGUAACAUGGCCAUGGGGAAGACAACCACAGGCCAGAUAGUCAAUCUGCUGUCCAAUGAUGUGAACAAGUUUGAUCAGGUGACAGUGUUCUUACACUUCCUGUGGGCAGGACCACUGCAGGCGAUCGCAGUGACUGCCCUACUCUGGAUGGAGAUAGGAAUAUCGUGCCUUGCUGGGAUGGCAGUUCUAAUCAUUCUCCUGCCCUUGCAAAGCUGUUUCGGGAAGUUGUUCUCAUCACUGAGGAGUAAAACUGCAGCUUUCACGGAUGCCAGGAUCAGGACCAUGAAUGAAGUUAUAACUGGCAUAAGGAUAAUAAAAAUGUACGCCUGGGAAAAGUCAUUUUCAGAUCUUAUUACCAAUUUGAGAAAGAAGGAGAUUUCCAAGAUUCUGAGAAGUUCCUACCUCAGAGGGAUGAAUUUGGCUUCUUUUUUCAGUGCAAGCAAAAUCAUCGUGUUUGUCACCUUCACCACCUACGUGCUCCUUGGCAAUGUGAUCACAGCCAGCCGUGUGUUCGUGGCAGUGACACUGUAUGGGGCUGUGCGGCUGACGGUCACCCUCUUCUUCCCCUCAGCCAUUGAGAGGGUGUCAGAGGCAAUCGUCAGCAUCCGAAGAAUCCAGACCUUUUUGCUACUUGAUGAGAUAUCACAGCGCAACCGUCAGCUGCCGUCAGAUGCUAAAAAGAUGGUGCAUGUGCAGGAUUUUACCGCUUUUUGGGAUAAGGCAUCAGAGACCCCAACUCUACAAGGCCUUUCCUUUACUGUCAGACCUGGCGAAUUGUUAGCUGUGGUCGGCCCCGUGGGAGCAGGGAAGUCAUCACUGUUAAGUGCCGUGCUCGGGGAAUUGGCCCCAAGCCACGGGCUGGUCAGCGUGCAUGGAAGAAUUGCCUAUGUGUCUCAGCAGCCCUGGGUGUUCUCGGGAACUCUGAGGAGUAAUAUUUUAUUUGGAAAGAAAUACGAAAAGGAACGAUAUGAAAAAGUCAUAAAGGCUUGUGCUCUGAAAAAGGAUUUACAGCUGUUGGAGGAUGGUGAUCUGACUGUGAUAGGAGAUCGGGGAACCACGCUGAGUGGAGGGCAGAAAGCACGGGUAAACCUUGCAAGAGCAGUGUAUCAAGAUGCUGACAUCUAUCUCCUGGACGAUCCUCUCAGUGCAGUAGAUGCGGAAGUUAGCAGACACUUGUUCGAACUGUGUAUUUGUCAAACUUUGCAUGAGAAGAUCACAAUUUUAGUGACUCAUCAGUUGCAGUACCUCAAAGCUGCGAGUCAGAUUCUGAUAUUGAAAGAUGGUAAAAUGGUGCAGAAGGGGACUUACACUGAGUUCCUAAAAUCUGGUAUAGAUUUUGGCUCCCUUUUAAAGAAGAACAAUGAGGAAAGUGAACAACCUCCAGUUCCAGGAACUCCCACACUGAGGAAUCGUACCUUCUCAGAGUCUUCGGUUUGGUCUCAACAAUCUUCUAGACCCUCCCUGAAAGAUGGUGCUCUGGACAGCCAAGAUACAGAGAAUGUCCCAGUUACACUAUCAGAGGAGAACCGUUCUGAAGGAAAAGUUGGUUUUCAGGCCUAUAAGAAUUACUUCAGAGCUGGUGCUCACUGGAUUGUCAUCAUUUUCCUUAUUCUCCUAAACACUGCAGCUCAGGUUGCUUAUGUUCUUCAAGAUUGGUGGCUUUCAUACUGGGCAAACAAACAAAGUAUGCUAAAUGUCACUGUAAAUGGAGAAGGAAAUGUAACCGAGAAGCUAGAUCUUAACUGGUACUUAGGAAUUUAUUCAGGUUUAACUGUAGCUACCGUUCUUUUUGGCAUAGCAAGAUCUCUAUUGGUAUUCUAUGUCCUUGUUAACUCUUCACAAACUUUGCACAACAAAAUGUUUGAGUCAAUUCUGAAAGCUCCGGUAUUAUUCUUUGAUAGAAAUCCAAUAGGAAGAAUUUUAAAUCGUUUCUCCAAAGACAUUGGACACUUGGAUGAUUUGCUGCCGCUGACGUUUUUAGAUUUCAUCCAGCUGGAGUGCAGUGGUGUGAUCUCAGCUUCCGGUUGCAAGUGAUUCUCCUGCCUCAGCCUCCCAAGUAGCUGGGAUUACAGGUGCCCACGACCACGCCUAGCUAUAUUUUGUAUUUUUAGUAGAGACGGGGUUUCACCGUGUUGGCCAGGCUGGUCUCAAACACCUGACCUUGUGAUCCGCCCUCCUUGGCCUCCCAAAGUGCUGGGAUUACAGGUGUGAGCCACCGCGCCCGGACUUAGUGUUCUUAAAACACUUUGGUUUAUAAUUUUCCUUUCUUUGGUUUUUAUAUCAGGAUAAUGCUGGAUUCCAAUUCUCUAGAAGAAUUUGAUAAAACUUCUGCAAAAUCAUCUUGUGACCCAUCUUUGUUUUUUCUAUGGGAAAUUUUUGUGUCAUGAAUUCGUAUUCUUAAAUUCAAUAAUAGAAUUAUUCAGAUUUAGGUUUUUUAUUAUGUCAGUCUUUGCCCAUCAUUUUUCCAGAAAUUUGCCUUUUGCAUCAAAAUUUUUAAUUUAUUUAUUGGACUGGUGUUUAUUAUGUAUUCUUUUAAAUGCCUGUAGUACCUCUUCUGUUAUUCCCUGUUAAUUCAUGAUAAUCAUAAUUUUCCUCUCUUUUUUUCUUGAUUAGUCUUUUCGAAAUUAUUGAUUUCAUCAGUUUUUUUUAUAUAAUGAGGCUUUGGGUUUGUUGAUUUUUCUCCUUCAAAUUAGUUUUCUAUUUAAUCAUUUUCUUCUUUUUUCUAAUUUCCAUUUUUCUCAGAUUUUAAUUUAAUAUGCUACUCAUUUUUCUAUCUUUGUAAGGUAUAUUUUUAGAUCCUUCAUUUUAACCUCUCUUUAAAAAAAAGUUUGAAGGAAUAAUUUUACUUGUAAACAGCAUUAGUUGCAGUCCUGAAAUUUUAAUAUUAUUGUUUUCAUUUUCUUUUAUUUGAAAAGUUUCUAAUUUUAUUGUAAUUUAUUUGAAACAGGUGUUAUAUAGAAAUAUAUUGCUGAAUUCCUAACAUUUCUAGUUACAUUUCUAAUUACAUUGAUUUCUUGUUAAAUCCACAUAUGUCAGAAUAUAUUCUGUAUAAUUUCUGUCUCUUGAAGUUUGAUGAUACUUGCUUUAUGGCAUAAUAAAGAUGCACUUGAAAAGUGUGUAUUGUGCAGUUAUUGGCUAUAGUAUUGUAGCCUUUAGGUUAUCAUUAAGUCAAGUUUAUUAAUCAUGUUUUCAAAUUUUCUCUAUCGAUUUUUAUGUGCUUAUUAUAUCAGUUAUUAAGAUAAGUGGGUUAAAACUUAGCUUUUAUUUCCACUUUUAUAUGCCUUUUUUUAAGGUAUGUAUUUUUAAGGUAGCAUAUAGAUGGACUUCAGCCUUGAAUUUCAUAAUAAACAUUAACAUGGAAAAAAUGUACAAAGGAAACCAUCUAUCAGUGAGAUAUGCUGACCACAAAGGAAAGAAGAGGUGCACCACAUUGCUCUAAUGCCUUACACCAUUCACUCUUCAUUGGAGUUAGCUGGGACUCAGGAUUAAGCACUAACUGAAGUCCGACACAGGUACCAGCGCUGGAUGUCAAAAGAUCAGAUUAGCAUAUGAGGGAUAAAAGGAGUGAUUAAUGUAUCCCAAGGGAAGGACAAGUUUAGAAAAGCUUAGAGAAUGUUUGUUUAGAUCUUGUCAUACACAGAAGACAUACCAACGCUCCAUAAAGUUCUGAUUUAAAGGCAUUCACUGGGUUGGAUGAGGUAACAAAAAAAACAAGUGUAAAGUAGAGAUCUCCCCAGGUGGGACCUGGGAACCAGAGUUGACCUCUGAACUCCCUGAGGCAGGUGAGGUGCCACAGUAGCACAUAAUUUACAUCUGCUGACUUAGUGCUGAUGCUGUCAGUAUUUGGGUUUAGGAGCUUACAUUUAAGUGUCUUCCAUAUUGUCCCUUUUGCUUCUAUUCAUCCUGUAAUCGAAGGUAAUGAUAAUGAUUUGACAGAAUUACAUUUUUAUUUCUUAAUAUUCUUAUAGGUUUGUAUACCCUGUUCAUAAUUUUAGUGGCUCCAGAAGAAAUCCUGUAUCAGCCAGGAGCACAACCUGUUAUGUUAGUCAUUUUAUUGAGAAGUAGGUUUUUUUUUUUUUUGAGACAGUCUUGCUCUGUCACCCAGGCUGGAGUGCAGUGGCAUGAUCUCGGCUCACUGCAAGCCUCAGCCUCCCAAGUAGCUGGGAUUUCAAGCAUGCACCACCACGCCCAGCUAAGUUUUUGUGUUUUUAGUAGAGAUGGGAUUUCGCCAUGUUGCCCAGGCUGGUGUCGAGCUCAGGCAAUCUGCCUGCCUUGGCCUCCCGAAGUGUUAGGAUUAUAGGCGUGAGCCACCACACUCUGCCAGCUUUUGUUUGUUUGUUGUUUAUUUGUUUUUUGUUUUAGUCUCGUGUUCCCAAAAUAAAUAAGUAGAAGAAUUUCUUCUGCCACCCUAUCAGUAAACACCUUACUGAUCAAAAACUAGUGGGCAAUUUUUUUCUUUCUAAAUCAGAAGAAAAUCUUGCCAUACUCUCUCGCCAAGAAGUGAACCCUGCUUUGUUUAUUACACCUAAGAUUUGUCUUCUGCGAAGUCAGUAGUCGUUUAAAGCAAUCUGGACGAUUUGUACUUAUCACAACUUAGAACACGAUUCUUCAGUGGCUGACAGCAGAUUUAAAGCUUUCCAGUUUCUAUGAGGUGUUAGCCACCUUAAUAAUCCUGAUUUUAUGUUUUAAUACCAUAAACAAAUCAUGAAAGUACCAUCUACUGAUUAAGUGGCCUCAUGAUUAAAUACAUAUUUCAUCUUGUACCUAACAGAAGGCUGACAGAGAGAGGGAGAGUUCAAAUAAGGAAUAGAAUGAGCCAGAAGGAUGGAUGGCAUUUUUAUUUGCAGAAAAUAGGAAUACAUUUUUACUGCUGUUUAUAGAAAACAUGUUCAUUGGCACAAGCUUCACAAAGACUAGCAGGAACAGAAUCCCACAAAAUGAAGUUUAAAGUAAAUAGUGGAUAGAUACCUAAAAAUGUCUCCAGGACUCAAAGCAGUUUGGUGGUUAAAUGCCAAACAGGCAUUGUAGUUAAAAUUAUGCUUGUUAAAAGAAUAUGUUCCAUUCUAUAAUGUUCGGAUACAAAAUUAAUUCUAGAAGAGUCUGCCUGGGGAAAUUUUAUAUUUUUCACUACCAUUCAAAUAUAGAUAUUGAAUAUGAAAUGUAUUCAACCUUCAUUUUGUGUCCUGAGGUUUUAUAUAUUUAUUAAAAUGUGGUUCUUUUUUUCUUAAGUCAUUUUGUUUUCUGGGUCUAGAACUCAUCUUUUUAUAAGACUUUUAAAUGUAAACAAUAAUUCUUAAAUCAAUAUGUGUUGCCAUGUUCUAUUAGCAAAUAUUUUAAGACUUUUUAAAGAUCAGCUCUUCUUUUUGAGCUGAGAAGUCUGUUAUUUCCUAAUUAGCUGGGAGCCUGGGAUUGGUCUCCUCAUUGAGAGACCAGAUAUAACCACACACACACACACACACACACACACACACACACACACACACACACACACACACACACACACACACACACACAAAAUAACCUAAAAAACCAGAAAAUUCAGAAAACAAAAAUAUAAAAAAUACAGGUAUAUUUCGGUAUUAAAUGUUUUUAAAAAUAUGAAUCAUGUAUGUAGGAUAUAGUAUCUUGCAGUGAUUAAGAGAACAGGUAUAAGGUCAGUAUGACUGAAUUUUCUAUCCUUGAGGAAGUUACUGAACCUCUCUGACACUCAGUUUCCUCCUGUGUAAAUGGAGAUGAUAAUCCCUCCUAUUUAGAUUUGAUAUGAGAGUGAAGUUAGAUAAUGGAUGCGAAAUACAUAUGUACUAAGGUUUGAAUAUAAGCAAGCCUCAUGACAUGUUGCCUCUUCUUGGUUUUUGGGAGGGCAGGGCAGUUGUACCUUUCUUUGGCUGUCGGCUAGGUACAGAAAAUUGUGGGUGGCCUAGUGGGCCAGAUGCUGGGCUGGUGGGUCAAGAUGCAGGUGGUGGUUCUGAGAAGACACACACAGAACUGCCUGUGUUCCCGCAGCAAGCAAACUGUAAUUGCGACCCGCAAGUGACUAUUUAUGCUGUACUUUCUGGUUGUCUGUUAAACCUGCCUGUGAAAAUCAGUUGUAAGUCUUCCUUAGAAACCUCUACAAAGUGUGCAUGUAUUCCUCCUUAUAUUUCUUUUUGUUUGUUUGUUUGUUUUGUUUUUUGAGAGGUAGUCUCACUCUCUCGUCCAGGCUGGAGUGCAGUGGCACCAUUUCGGCUCACUGCAACCUCCAGCUCCCAGGUUCAGGCAGUUCUCCUCCCUCAGCCUCUCAAGUAGCUGGGGUUACAAAUAUGUGGCACCACACCCGGCUAUUUUUUUUGUUUUUUGUUUUUUUUCAGUAGAGAUAGGGUUUCACCACAUUGGCUAGGCUGGUCUCAAACUCCUGACCUCAGGUGAUCCACCCGCCUCUGCCUCCCAAAGUGCUGGGAUUACAGGCGUGAGCCACCACACCCGGCCUCUCCUUAUAUUUCUCUAGCACUCUGUACUUUCUGCUGAAGUCAUGUACUUUUGUGUAAGACAGUGAACUUUGAGGCCUCAGAGCAUGUGUAACGUGAAUCUGCACGUCCCCCACUGUUCUAUCCUUCUCAAGAAGCAAGCGUUGUGGUUUCAGAGUAGGUAGGGACUAACCUGAGUUGCACUCAUAUUUCCCAAAGCCAUAGACCAUGAUAUCACACGUUUCCUAAUAAAGAUGAAUACUGAAAUGAGCAUCAUCCAGUGUCUUGGGUUUUUAUGCUUCUUGCUUUUGUUUUUAUAUUUCACCUUUUAGACCAAGGUAAUUUCCAAAGAUAAUGUCACCUUGCUGGGUGAGGUGAUGGGUAAGUGAACAUUCACAGACCUGUUAGCACGGUGCCUUGCAUGUGCUCAUAAAUGUCAUUUGCUGUUGUUAUCAUGUGCCUCUGAAAUAGAUAUUUGAAAUAGUCUCCUAAUCGUGGAAAAUUUAAUGCAUAUCCAAGUGUUAAAGCUAAAAAAAAAAAACCCUGUUAGACAUUUUAACUUGUUUUCGUGUUAUCAAACCUCUUCCUCAAUGCUACUAAACGUAAGAGAAAUAGAAGACAAAAAUUUCUGACAAUAUAAAAUUCAAUAUAUUGUAAUAAAAAGAAAAAAGUCUCAGGUCUUUUAAAACAUGUAAAAUUUUAUUACAUUUCUCUUAUCUGUUCUUUAUUGGGCAUGUUAAUGAACUCUAAUUUCUUAUGUAAGUGUGUUUAGAGGAAAAAUUAAAGACAAAUUCAGUUUAUCCUGACCAAUAAAAAGCUAGCCAUAUGCUGGGGACAAGCUAAAAUGUAGUGGCUGACAAUGCAUGCUCCUCAGCUCUGUGACUGGUGCUGUGUGUUCUUGAUCAAGUUACUUUUUUCUCCCUGUGCCUCAGUGUCUCCAUCUGUAAAAUGGUGUGGUAAUACUACUUCAUAGGGAUAUUGUGAGAUUUAAGUGAGUUGAUACAUGUGUAUUUAAUAUACAGCCAGAUACACACAAUCGGCAUUCAGUAAAUGUUAGCAAAGGAUAGAUACCAAGAGAGACGACUCCCCACUUCCAAAGGUGAAGAUUUAAAUUAUUUCCUUUUUUUCUGAGCACUGAAUUUGCAAUUAGUCACUUCCUUAUCUCGUGCAUAGCUGAGGCUUCUGGGUUCCUUGUCUAUGAUGCCUGCUUGCUCAUUUCCCUGAUAACAUCAACUGACUCAUGAUAGUUUGGGAUUCAAGUCCUACUCUAAAUCUCAGUUUUCUUAUCCAUUAAAUAGGGAAAGUAAUAAUGCCUGACUCAUGAGGCUGGUGAGUGUUUCAAAAGAACUAAUGGGGGCCUGGUGUGGUGGCUCACACUCAUAAUUCCAGCACUUUGGGAGGCAGAGGUGGGCAUAUCACUUGAGAUCAGGAGUUGGAGACCAGCCUGGCCAAUAUGGUGAAACCCCAUCUCUACUAAAAAUACAAAAAUUAGUCGGGCAUGGUGACAUGCACCUGUAGUCCCAGCUACUCAGGAAACUGAGGCAGGAGAAUCACUUGAACAUGGGAGUGGGAGGCUGCAGUGAGAGGAGAUGGCACCACUGCACUCCAACCUGGGCGACAGAGCAAGACUCCAUCUCAAAAAAAAAAAAAAGAAAAAAAAAACAAAAAACGAAUGGGUAAGUUUAUAUCAUAGUGUUUGGCACAUGGCCGGCAUGUAAUAGAUAUCAUCAGAACCACCUAUACUUUUGUUAUUCCUUUGGAUGGAAAAGCAGUCCCUGGUACUACAAUAAGUCUUUUGGGGAAAGGAGUAUAAUCCUAACAACAACUCGAAGUAUUUUUGAAAAGAAUACUUGAUAAGGAAAACCUGCAUCUACUUCUGCUGUUUCAGACACUGCUACAAGUGGUCGGUGUGGUCUCUGUGGCUGUGGC